UGAACUCUCGUUUUCGGUCUAUUUUCCUUCCCUGCAUCUGAGCUGUCUGCCACUGCUUCUAUUCUGCCUGCUAUGGUUUCUACUCACGAUUCGAAUAAAGGAAAGCACCCUGGCAAUAUUCUGAAAACGGCUACAAAGAAAAGGCGUACUGCUAAAGAAAUUGCAGAAGACAAUCAGCGGAGCAAAGAAGCACAGGAAGCUCAGGAAAAAGCCGCCCAACACGGCAUUGAUCGUGUUGGAGCAAUAGAGGCCUUGAUGGACAUAGAGCAGGCAGCAGCAGUAUCGAACGUGGUGCCCAUAAAGCCAAAGCCUCAUGCGAAGGCAGUCAAAAAGAAGGCUACUAAUGAUAUCCCUUCAGACAGUUGUGUGGCAUCAGGAGAUGAGACCAGUAAUAUAGCAGGGGAUGAGGCUGAGCCAAAGCCAAAGGGGAAGGGGAAGAAAGUAAAGAAUAUGCUGUUGUGUGAGGCUGUUAGUGCUGCGAGGAUGAAAAAGCAGAUUAAGGAUCAGCCGAGAUCUGUCGAUGACAAUUGUGCACAUGACCAGAAAGGAAACUUAGUACUCGAAGCAGCAAUCCUCACAAGCACCCUCUGUCCUGAGUGGGACAACUCGAAGUGUUCCGACCUCCAAGCUGUCCUCCGCAACUGCAGCAACUACUUUUCCAGUGCAACAGAACCCCCGCCUACCCCAACAAAGACUUCUGUGUUCACUGACAAUGCUGAUGCCUCAGACGAUGACCAGAGCGACAGCGAUUCUGAAGAGCGCGCAGCCGCUAUUGUAAGCAAAGGAAAAGGAAAAGCUGGCAUGAAGACGGUUGUUGAAAUCGAGGGCAGCUCUGACUCCGAGGAGCAUGCAGCUGCUAUCACAGGAAGUCAGAGAGUCGCUGUGAAGGAGCCUCAGGCUAGUAGCGACGAUUCAGACAUGCCACUGGCUGGCACUCCCUUUGCUGAUUUGCCUUACAGCAAACAAUUGGAAAUUGUCAGCUAUGCAUUAGAGCAACCUACACCACGUACCAUCGGCAAGAGGAAGAUUGAAGAGGUGAUGGUUGAGUCAGAUGAGGAUGGAGAUGAGGACGGCUUGGAAGUUGAGUUUUAUGAUGGGGAUGAUAGCAUCAUGGAAGCCUUCAAUGAGAUCGAAGCUGCUCCCAAGUUGGUUCGCACCACAGCAAUGAUGAGUGUGACGGCUUCUGAGAAACCGAGGGCACUGCCUGGCCCUCGAGCCAAGAAGAUUAAAUCGGAGACAGCUUCCCAACCCUCAAUCACACUAACGCCAGCUGUUCCCGCCGUGUCAGAGUCAAUGCUGGCGGACAUGGCAACUGAAGCCCAAAACAGGAAACCAAAUGGCGCAUGGCACAGGCAAUUCAUUCCGACUGUUCUCCUUUGGGCAGGUAGCCAGCCCAAUUUUUGGACGAUCGAGGCCCCCGAUUUGCUGUGUGCACUGCAGGCUAUAUUUGCUACGAUGUACCCAGGAGUAGAGCACAAGGUCCAACUCAAGGGCCCCAUCAUGGGUGUGGCCACCCAGCGCUUAUGUAUGUGGCGGAACAACUUUGGUUCCACCGCGAUCGCGCUUGUUUCUAAUUUUUUGUCAUCCAUGAAUGAAAAUCAUGACGAUGACGAGCAAGCGGACAAUGAUAGUAUCGAUGUCAAUGCAGACUUGGACGCCCAGGAGAAAGCCAUGGUACAUGUGGCACACUCCCUUCUCAAAGAAUAUGCCUUUCUGUUCGCAGACCCCGAUACCUGCCAGACCUCCGAGAUUUACCGCUCCAUGUUCAUGUUGCAAAUGAUCGCAACAGUCCAUCUUAACACAUUCAUCAGCUUUGUUGAUGUGCCAGCACUUAACACAAGCGCUCUGCCUUCAAUGCAGAUGGAGGGGGUAAUUGCUGCUUGCGCUGUUGCUCUCGAACGUGCUUUUAAGUUAGUCGCAGAUAAGGAAAAGAAGGGCACGGCUCUCAAAACCCCCCUCAGACUCAACAAAGCUACUGGUAAGGAAAGCAGCGCUCAGCUAGCCUUUUCUGAGUCGAACUGGGGAACAUUCACUCGAGACUAUUACCUGUCCCUUCUGAGGCGCGGCCCGAAAUAUACAGUGGACAUGAUUAUUAUGGCACACCCAUUUGUGAAAGAUUCAAGCUCAGAUGGUAGUAGCAUCAAAGGCUCGAAUGUUGAGGAAGGUGUCGCAGCCAAGGGGGAGCGGGCAAUGCUCUGUGAGUGUUUUUUCCUUGUUCCGUGCUCCAGUGACUGAUGUAGUACUACUACUUUGACAGAAUGUCUCCAGCAUUUUUUUCUUU
Molecule: messenger RNA, 2281 nt
Organism: Suillus discolor
Lineage: Eukaryota; Fungi; Basidiomycota; Agaricomycetes; Boletales; Suillaceae
Exons: 9
Coding region: 73-2235 (720 amino acids)
Source: RefSeq, a predicted model, not a curated record